AUGUUUCGAAAUACUUAUCAGGGUAGAUUUCUGUCCAUCUUGUACAGUUGCGGAUCAUCGCCUCUAGAGUUAUGGGACAUGCACGUAAAGAAUGGCUACAUACGAAGAAUCACCGACGAAGAAAUAAAAUCGUUGGCAUUGGAGAUAGCUGGGACCAAUGUGGCUACGACCUACAUUUACUGCCCGGCAGAUCCGAAGAAAGCGCUGGGCAUUAAAUUGCCGUUUCUUAUCAUCAUUAUCAAGAACAUGAAGAAGUAUUUCACAUUUGAGAUAACAAUACUCGACGAUAAGAAUAUGCAUAGGAGAUUCCGCGUAAGCAAUUUCCAGAGCACAACGCGUGUCCGUCCAUUCUGUACGUCCAUGCCGAUCGGGCUUUUAGGCGGAUGGAAUCAGAUCCAGUUUAAUCUAUGCGAUUUCACACGACGAGCCUAUGGCACAAAUUACAUCGAAACUACCAGAAUACAGAUCCAUGCAAACUGCAGGAUCAGACGAAUUUACUUCGCUGAUAGACUUUACUCAGAGGAUAAGAUACCGGAAGACUUCAAACUCUUCUUCCCAAUGCAUCGAAAGAAGUGCGUUAGAGAAGAAACGGUGCCGAAGAAACCCAGCGUGACACCUGAGAAAAUACCGUCUAUUGUCGUUGCGGAAGAACCUAUUUCCGAACCAAAACUAGUGGAGGAAACGAUCAAGCCAACGAUUCCGAUAGAGCUUGAUUUAAUCAAAAAAGAGAUAUCUGAACUACGUCCGGAAGAAAUUAAGGAAAUAACUGUGCAAGAAGACAUGCAAGUAAAAGAAGAAGAGAAGACAGAAGAUGAAGAAGAAGCUGUAGUUCUUGACGAAGAGGAAGUAACAGUCUUUGAUGAAGAGGAAGCCGCAGUCCUCGAUGAAGAAGCAGCCAUUCUUGAAGAAAAAGCUGCAACUCUUGACGAAGCGGCUACGGUCUUCGACGAAGAAGCUGCAGUCCUUGAUGAGAAAGAAACUGAGGAACCAGAGGAAGAAACUGAGCCUAUAGAUGUUGUUCCCAAAGAUGAAGAUAAAGAAGUGGAUACGGAAAUUAAAGAUUAAAU
Messenger RNA from Linepithema humile (Argentine ant), 1067 nucleotides. Its product is annotated as cilia- and flagella-associated protein 20-like. Gene Ontology annotation, cellular component: motile cilium; ciliary basal body. Gene Ontology annotation, biological process: regulation of cilium beat frequency involved in ciliary motility; cilium assembly; positive regulation of cell motility. NCBI's taxonomy places the organism in Eukaryota, Metazoa, Arthropoda, Insecta, Hymenoptera, Formicidae. The record is from RefSeq and is a predicted model, not a curated record.